Molecule: messenger RNA, 1949 nt
Organism: Dicentrarchus labrax (European seabass)
Lineage: Eukaryota; Metazoa; Chordata; Actinopteri; Moronidae
Exons: 6
Coding region: 280-1365 (361 amino acids)
Source: RefSeq, a predicted model, not a curated record
GCCCACUUUUUCUUACUGUAAUAAAGAUGACGAGAGGUAGCUCCAGGUAAAAAAAAAACAAAAGGAGGGCAGAGACGUGUCCGAGCAGGGGUGGAGUAUGCAGGUAGACGCACGUCGGAGAGUCCCUUCAUGAACAGAGAGAGAGAGAGAGAGAGAGAGAGAGAGAGAGACAACUUUGUAAAGCUGCUGCGAGUCAGUCGCAUUCAAUAAGUCCUGCAGUGGAUCUCUGAGGGGGCUUCAUCGACUCUACUGCUGCUGAAGGAAACGAGUCGUCACGCCAUGGAAACACAGGCAGAAAAUCAAAGGCCUAACAAUGGCCAGUUGAUUUCUGUGCCUCACAAGGAUACAAUCCGCCUGCUGGAGGUGUAUGUCAAGCGCAGCCUCAGCCUAAAUGAUGGGGCACUGGGCACUGAUAGGAAGGCUCAGAGGAAACAGAAGUGGGUGACAAUGCCGAGAAAGCAAAGACGACAUUCCAGUGACCCUUCCCUCCACUUGGCCGAGGGAAUAAACGACGAGGUAAUCUGUACGUUUUCUGGCGUGGAACCUCCCGUGAAUGAGCCCAGGACGCUUCAUGAAGAGUCAGAGAAACCCACCAAAAAGUCAAAGAAGAACAAGAAGCCCUCAUUCUGGAAAAAUAUAUUUGGUAUUUUCUAUCGGAAGAGUAACGAGGAGAAAGAUGAAGAGGAGGACGGUCCAUCAGAUAUCCCCGAGGUCUCCCAAGCAGAAGAGUCCUCUAACGCCGCCAUCAUGUGCCUGCCCACAACUCCCGUCACUUCACAAAGAAGAAAGUCUAAGAGAAGGAAAUCCUUAAAAAGAAGGUUCUCUAAAAAGCGGCUUUCUCUGACAAAAUCUGGUAAAGAUCUCAUCACUGCUGACAUCACCCGGGUUGAAGCUGUCGUCAGCGUGGAACCGACGUACGCUUACUAUGAGAAAGUGUCAGAGGAACUGGAAAGAAUCGUGCAUGAGGUCCAAGAGAAAGAGGAAGUUCAACCUCUUUCUGAUGAGGAAGUCAUCAACAGGAUCAUUGCUUUGACAAAGCAGCAGGGUGAUGCCAUAGAGGACAAGCUGAAAGAUAACCCCACCCUGAGCAACUUUUUCCAGCGGAUGUCGUACUCAUCCUUCCAGACGUUGGCCGAUGCAUAUGUGGAGAAAGAAGCAUUGCCGACCAACAAUCCUCCCACUCUCCCACCAACAGCACCCGAGCUGGUCAAGUUGGCCUUAACGUACGACUUUACAGCCAAGAUAGCCAGGCUCUCCAAACAGAAUAUAGGACACAUUACCGGCCUGGGGAACCGUUACCUACAAGACCGAUUUGAAUACCAACAGUCAUGUUCAGAUCAUCCAUGCUCUGACAGUGACAGCUGAGAGGCAGCCCUGCAGAAACAACAGUGAAACUUUUACUCUGCAACUUCUCUCAGCACCACACAUGUGGUUAGAGAUGUGUUGAAAGUAUAAGUUCACCCCUUUUUUAACCACACAGUGGACUACCUAAAACUAAUGUUAAGCUUAUAAAAAAAAAAUUGCCAUUUUCAUUUGAUUUUUUUUUUUUUUUUACUAUUUUGUGUUAGAAUAUUUGUGUAAUUGUGCCACAACAGGAUGUUUGUGGGGAAAACCAGUUGAGUUGCUUUGGUAGUUUUGAGUGUGUGUGUUUAAGUGUCAAGUGACUGAUUUCUUUCACAUGGAGGAUCAACAAAAAAGACCAGUUUUAAAACAGUGAAACUAUAAUGUGAUGCUUUUUAUUUCUUUACAAAUCCACCACUGAAUUAAAUGUUCGUACAUUGAUUUACAAACACAAUGUAUAUAAGCUAAACGACUCUGUGCAAUAAAUAUAUAUAUAUAUAUAUAUUUACAGUUCUAGGAUUUUAAAAUAUUUAAACUUUUUUAAAUAGAACCUAAACUUAAAUGUAAUAUGAAUGCUGGCAUUCAAUAAAAGAUAUUUAAUUUAUUAA